ACCAAUACGAUUAACUUAGAAAUCAUCUUGUGGGGGCGCAUAUGGCGAUGCAAACUGUUUAUCUGAAAGAACAUGAAGGAAAUGCCGCGAAUUUUGUGGGGGCCUUGUCAUCUGCAGGUUCAGGACCCUGGUGGGGUGGUUUUGGAUCUCAAGGUGUUCGGGGUGAGUCUUGUGGCCAAAUGAAACCCUUUUCAUUGGAGCUUCCGAACUGCAUAAACCAUCAUGCUGCCAAUAAGCCUUCUGCAAGAGGAGCUGAACAAGUGUUGGGCAAAGGACACACAACUCAGUUUACCAUCUUUCCAGAUGAUUGUAAAAUGUCAGAUGAUGCGCAAACGCUUCAGACAACCAUAUCACUGCAGCCAUCACUAGCUGACUCUCACUCUCGUUUUGAGAUAGGAUUUAGUCAGCCCAUGAUAUGUGCAAAAUAUCCUUAUACGGAUCAAUUUUAUGGGCUCUUCUCAGCUUAUGCACCUCAAAUUUCGGGACGUAUAAUGCUGCCACUUAACAUGACAUCUGAUGAUGGACCAAUUUACGUAAAUGCUAAGCAGUACCAUGGAAUCAUUAGGCGUAGGCAGUCCCGUGCCAAAGCUGUACUUCAUCACAAAUUGACUAAACGUCGCAAGCCUUAUAUGCAUGAAUCACGCCAUCUCCAUGCAAUGCGGCGACCAAGAGGAUGUGGAGGUCGCUUCUUGAACACCAGGAAAUCUGGUAAUGGAAAUGGCAAAACUGACAAUGAAGUGCAUGAAACUGUUGGUGAACAAUUUCAUUCCGGUGGUUCUCAGAGUUCUGAAUUCCUUCAGUCUGAGGCUGGAACUUUGAAUUCAUCAAAAGAGACUAAUGGCAGCAGUCCAAAUAUUUCUGGCUCAGAAGUGACUAGCAUGUAUUCGCACAGAUUUUCCCUCAAUCAUUUUGGAUCUUCUGUCCACACUCUUGUAGACAUGAUAGAUGGUGGGCGUGGAAUGAUCAUACCCCCCAAAUGGGCUGCAGCAGCAGGAAACUGCUGCAACCUUAAAGUCUGACAGAAAAAGAAAGAAGGGUGGGUUUGGUUCAGUGCUGCAUCAAACCCAUCCUUCAUGAGACCAGAUGAAGAAGCUUUGUUUCAGUUGGGUGUGUUGACUGUGACAAGUUUCGUUGUGUAGGAUCGUCCUAACAUCUGGUCUAGGCAAUCCAUCCUUGGCUCAUAUACUUUGGCAAUCCAUCCUUGGCUCAUUUAGGCAACUCAUCCUUGGCUCAAUGUACCUGUACUAAUUUGUCUUUGUGCAUGGGAGUAGAGUGUCUUUGGCAUGCUACAAACUAAAGACUUCAUACCCUGAUGGAGAAGACAACUGUGUGUCUUUGUGUGAAAAUAAAACCAUGAAACUCUAGUUAUGUGUGUUUCUGCCAAGUCUAAACUUGGUUUUGUACUUUGUAUUUUGUAUUUAGGAACUAUGUAUUUGCAGAACUUUGACCUGUGGUCUUUGUUAAAACAAGGCACUGGUGUUGUGAUAAAAUUUCCAUCGUGACUUCUGGUUCGGUUCAGUGUUUCAAGAUUUCCUUUGAGAAGAGAAAGAAACAUGGCUUGUUAGAUGCAACAGUAAAACUUGUGUUUUGCUCAGUUUAAUUCGAUUUUCAUUCUUGUAAUGAUUUUUAGUUUAA
Molecule: messenger RNA, 1635 nt
Organism: Vigna unguiculata (cowpea)
Lineage: Eukaryota; Viridiplantae; Streptophyta; Magnoliopsida; Fabales; Fabaceae
Product: nuclear transcription factor Y subunit A-10-like
Biological process (GO): regulation of DNA-templated transcription
Molecular function (GO): DNA-binding transcription factor activity
Source: RefSeq, a predicted model, not a curated record